GUGGAUUUCAGAGACGCCUAACAAUCAAUUGUUAUGAAUGUGCAUUUUUUAUUGUUGCUUCGCACCACAUCUAUUGUAUGAAAAAUAAAAUUGGGAGCUUCUUUCAACAUGCUACGAUAAUUGGAUAACUUUGAGAGUAUACACUGGAGUUUUUAGUAUAAUCUACUAUAAAAAUAGUGUAAAUAAGUAAGCACAUAACAAAGUUGCGGAUAGAAUGUCACAUAAGUACAUUGGAAUGUGUUUAACGACAUUGUUCAGUGAGAGAGUUCGCUAAACUUUUACCAAGCAAGGCACUACAGUGCCUAGCUUGGGUAAUGGAUCCCGUUGGUUCCUGGUACACGUCCUAUAAUUGUCUUACCGGAGGUAGUACCACUGGAACAUUUCAAGCCACAUCACCAACUACAACCAGUGAAAUUGUAUCUCAUCACGUAGUAACUGCCGCACAAGCAGUGCCAUCAACGACCUCACAAAUACUUUUACAAGCAGCCCAUACAUCAGCAACUCUGGCGGGUCAACCAUCUCCUUUUAACCCUGGGGGGUUUUUAUCUCCACCCCCUGUGGGUUACGACGUCUUUACGCCUCUGUUUCAUCACAAUAGCAAGCAAGUGCAUUAUGUUGCAGCUCAACAAAGACAAGUUCUUGUUCAAGCGCAAACAGCGUCGGUGACAAAACAAAAUAUCACAACUGAAUCCGAUAUUCCUGCGUUAAAAGAAAAUUAUAGCAUGGCGCAUCAGGCUCCAUUUUUUGAACAACAAGGAACUUCGACAUCGCCAACGUCAACACUGGCCUGGACGCCACAGAACAAUACGCAACUUCCAAGCCCUUUUGGCAUUUUACCACACGAGAGUGUUGUACCGUCGUCUCCGGGUCCGCCUUCCACAAAAGCUAACAGCACCGGCUAUGAAAACGCCUUCAACACUCAUUUCAACACAACGGCUAUAAAUAACAUCAAUACAUCUCAAUUAACCAGCCCGACUGCGUGUAAUACCGACUUUAAAGCGUCGGGAUGUCCAGCUGACGCAAAAAAGUCAGUCAAUGUGAGACCUCAAUCGCCUACUGUUAACGCAAAGUCUCCACUAGUUUCCACUUCACAAACCAGUAAUAAUCAAACAUUUUUUUAUCAAGUUCCGACAACCUUUAAUUCUGAAACUUUAACGAACAGUUAUACGGCCGCUGGUAACGGGAGCCAAUCCACUGCCAGAAACGGAAAAGUUCAGUCGUCGAUGCAGCAUCAGCAAUCGUGUAUCGUGACGACACCGAGCAAUGUUACGGGAAAAGAAUACAGAAUACCGCAGUCGCCUUCAAGGUCAACCGCUUCAACGAUUUUUUUGAACGCUUCUACGGGAUCGGCUUCCGCGAUCGAGGAUAAGCAGGGAACUCGCAACAGUGGUUUCACGCCAACGCCGAACAAAGCGACCGUUACCACCACUCAACAGAAUAUUCAAACCAAGACGCAGAAUAAGAUUUAUUCAGAUUUGGGGAGCCACGGAGUCGAGCAUCGCAGGAACGAGCAACAAGGACAUGAUACUAGCCAAUCGUCUCCGAUUAGCUUCUCUAUUAUGGAUAAUCGCAGUUUAAACUAUGCAGCGAAUAAUACUGCAAAUUGCAACAACAACAGUGGCAAGCUUACGAGCAACCAAAGAACGUCAUCCAACAGCAAUUUACAAUCCUCACAUUCUCAGCAGCAGCAGCAGCAGCAGCAGCAACAACAAACGUUUCACGUUUUGAAUCAACAACAGCAACCACAAACUACUUCUUACAGACAUUAUUUAGGAGGAUCAACAAGCGAUACGGAAUAUCAUUCAAACAGAUCAAAAUCUGCGACUUCGACGGAUUCUGCUUACUCUUCCAAUACCUCAACGCAGAAUGGACCCGAUUGCAGUGUCGUUGUUCCACGGCGACCAAGUCCUUUGCAGGCUCAUUCGCAAGCCAGUCCGUUGGGACACGUUCCGAGUCCGGCGUAUCCUAUGUAUAAUAGUCCAAUGGCGACCAUGUCGUCUCCGUCACCGUUGCAACAACACGCCGAGAACACCAGCAGUCAGUGUGCCAAUAGCACAUCAUACAAAAGUGGGGUGCAACAAGUAACUCCGCCAUCGCCUCUGGACGUCACCAUUUCCAGACCGGCGUCGCAAGGACAGGUCGCGUAUUCGUCAGUGAUCACACGAGCAUUGGGCACCGCGGAGAACAACAAGGCUACUUACAACGUGGAGAGUAAAACGUACGAUAGACAGCAGCAAGACUUUUCGCAGAAGCAACAAGCCUGUUGGGAGAAUGACAAUAGGCAAACAGUCAAUGGCAACAGAAAGUUCUCGGCCACCGUAUAUAGCGGCACGAACACAGCGACCGGCGCGGACAUAAGUGCGCAGAAUCUGCAACAAAUACAAAGGCUGAUAAACGUGUCGGAAAGACAGCAACCUUAUUUCGAGGCCACUCCAAUGCAAGAACACUUGAACAGUUGCAGGGGAGACCCGAUGACCGUUGUGAAAAAUUUGCAAACGCUGCAACAGGGCUCUUGUGAAUUGCAACAGCACGCCACUACUGUUCUAACCGGCACGACGACGGAGCAGCAAAAACAGGCUGAGGAACGACAAAAGGCUGAUUGUGCUAACAAGAAGAGGAAGAGCUUGGACAAGAGCGGACAUAGCGCUCCGUUAUCAAACGAGAUUGCGGGUGGCGCAACGAUGACGGAAUACCUCAACAGAGUGCCUCCACCGGCACAUCACAAUGCUUCAAAUCAACAACAGCAGAACGGUUAUUUCGACUUUGAACGGUGGAAUUUAUCCGCGCCACAUCACAAGAUGUUUCCUUCCGCGUCCAAUGCGGCAGGAUGCAUGUAUAGUUCUCAGUCGUCGUUACAUCACUCGGGCAAUUUUGUCGGCACUUCGGCUCACCAACACCAAUCGUUAUUGGUGUCGCAUCACCCACCACCUUCCAUCACGUACUUCCCGGCUUUCCAUAUUCCCGCGGGUCAUCAUCCGCAUCAUCCGCACGAAUUUCAGUCUUCGAUUGAAAUAACGCCAAUAGGAUACAGCGAAAACAACGCCAAUCAAAACGCCAAUUAUAAUCAAGAGAUCAGAGACGACCAGCCUAAAGUGAUUGUUCCUAAUAUUGAGGAGGAAUUGGGCUUCCUUCAGCAAGAUCAACAAUUAAUACAGAGCAUGAAUCAAAUGAACAAGGACCUCAAACAACAACCCAACAGGGACCACAACGCGGGAUUUAUGACGAGCUAUUUGAAGUUUUUGCACGGUGAAAGAGAUCCAUCUCCGCCGCCCGCUAUUCGCGGUGGCAGGAAAGCGACGUGGAACAGAUCAAAGCCGUACAUACCGGGUAAACCCACGGAAAGUGCGGCUAACAGUGAUCCCGUCAGAAAGGAGAAACCGACGGCGACUAAAGAAACCUCAGUCAAGGAAACACCGGCGAUAGAUUACGCCAACGAUCCUAGAUAUUUCCCACUGCCGAAAGAAAGGAAAAAACCGAACUUUGAUUCAAGCGAUGAUGGAUUUACCAGCGACGACGACUUUCUGUUUCCUCCUAAGAAAACUGAGAAGAAAGUCCAGAACACAACCAACACUACGAAUAAUGUUGAAGUUGUUCCUGUAAAACCUGAAGGAAAGCGUAGAAAAGGCCGGCCUAUUAAGCCUGGUGGUCCUACGGAUAGGAAAAGAAGAGCUGCUGCUGCAGCAGCGGCAGCGGCGGCGGCGGCGGCGGCAGCAGGAGGAGGAGGAGGAGGAGGAGUAGCAGAGAAGAAGUCUUCGAAGAAAAGUGAAGAAGUGGAUCCUUUGAUUCUUCCUCCUAGACGCGAGAUGUCGAGGAGGAAAGCGAAGGAAAAAACUUCAGUGAAACAAUAUUUGGAGAGACAACAGGGUAUAGAUUAUUUCGAUAAUGACGAGGAACAAGUUGAUUCCGACUCGGACCCCGCUUGGACGCCUGCUGCAAAACUGGUCGGGGAUGAGGAAGAGAAGAGAAAGAAACGCGGCAGACCCGUGAUCACUAAAAAAGUUCGGAAGAUAUUGGAGGAAGACGGAUAUUCGUCAGGGGAACCUAUUAUCACAAAAAAAUCAACGAGAAAGAAACACGAUGUGUUUUCAAAAAGUUCUAAUAAUCCAGGCAAGCUUUCUUCGAAACCCGAUGUAAAAACGACAGCAGCAAGUGACGAAGAAAUCGAGAUCUCACCGUUUAAGUCGGGCGAAUUUAUUGUGGUGAAAACAGAUCUGAACGAAGAGGAUCCUCCUCUUUGGAGGAUAGACGGCAAAUUGUUACUUCAGAAAUACGAACCGUUCAAAUCUGACAAAUCCGGUGGGAAAAUAUUAUACAGAAACAUAUCUACGUAUUCCCCGUGGGACUCAAAGAGUCGUCACCUUUAUCAACCGGUGCCAGUUAAGUUUUGGCAGCAAGAUAAGACGGAAACAAUUGUGGAAUUCUUGAGAGACGAAAUGAUUAUUUACGACAGCGAGAACAUCGACAGAUCAAUGAAAGAGACCGAGAAAUAUCAAGAUAAUUUCGAGGUAUACUUACAGACAUUGAUCUCGCAAGCCUUGGAUUCAAAUUUUCUUACCGAGAUAUUUCAAGAACAAGAUGAGUAUUUCUUGUCAAACGUCAAAGUUGUCGAUGAUGUAACGGAGGAGAAAAAACGUUGUCUCUUGUCCACAACCAAAUGGAAACCGAAUGUCGUGACAGCGAUAUCAACGUGGCCCUGUCUUAAUGUGCUUAAAGAAUUAUCGGCGUCCGAAUAUAAAGGGAAAUCGUGCGCCGGUUGUCAGCACAAUAACAUCUAUGCGAGGGUUCUGCUUUACGGGCAACCAUAUAACAGCACCACGUUGGAAGGCUCGCCACCAGAUCCACGAAUACCUCAAGAAAAAGAUUUUCUGUUUUGCCGCAUUUGCCAAAAGAAGAUAGAUUUGUACAAUAAAGUCACUCAUCAGAAGUAUUUAAUGUUUUUGGAAUGUGCGAGAAGAGUGGCAGACAAAAAGAUAGCCGAUCCGGAUAAGGAUACUACGAUAAUAUUAAAUGAAUUAUUAGCAGACGAAGCAUGGUUGAAUCAAAUUUUUAAAGAAGUAAGAGCUAUUUGGGCUGAAAUCGACAGUGUGGAGCAGCAAGCCAAGAUCAAGGCGAGAUCAAACACGACUCUGUCGGCACCAGUAAAACCAUCUCACGUAGCAGAGACAACAAUCACUAGUGCUUCUACUGUACUUACAUCUAAAGGAACUGCUAAUACUUCUGAUUCACAGGUGCCUAUACAGAAUACCGAGAGCAAUCUAGAAACAACGUCAAACAAUAACUCGCAGAUGAGCAGCGAGCCAUCUUAGUGGUGUUGUGACUAUUCGCAUUUGACGCAAAAUGCGCUGAGAACUAAACUAUUACGAGUUCGGUGAUGUUCAGCGAAGCGUUAAACAAUCGUUGUGCCGAUUAAAACUUCUUAUCUUAUUGCGACAACAGUGAAAAAUCUUAUUUAUACAAAAAGUUAUAUGCAGAUAACCGAAUUUAAAAAUGUGAUUGAAAAAUCGUAGUUAAAGCGAUAAGCCAUAGUACAUUAGGUAACUAUAGGGAAACGGGAUUUCGGAGACACAAGACACGUGCAACUAUAACUAUAUGUAUAUAUAUAUAUAUACAUAUAUAUAUAUAUAUAUAUAUAUAUAUAUAUAUGUAAUAUAAAUAUUUAAGUUUGGUAUAAAGUUUAGCUUUAGCGUGAAAAAAACAGAAUUUUGCCAUUACAAUAUAGCAUAAUAAAAAUGAUAGUGCAUAAAAUAAUGAUGAAUUCCGAAAUAUGAAUGUGAAUAAAUAGAUAUAUACAUAUAUAUAUAUAUAUAAAUAAUUUAAUCUUUGUAUAAUCUUCGUGAUAAUCUUGCAACAUAUAUUCUGAUGAUGUGUGAUGAGAUCUGAGAGAUAUGUGGCAACAUUAUAUAGUGAUAUAUAUAUAAUAUAUAUUAUAUGUCACAAAAAUAUAUAUUAUAUUUAAU
Molecule: messenger RNA, 5957 nt
Organism: Pseudomyrmex gracilis
Lineage: Eukaryota; Metazoa; Arthropoda; Insecta; Hymenoptera; Formicidae
Product: probable GPI-anchored adhesin-like protein PGA55
Exons: 9
Coding region: 315-5306 (1663 amino acids)
Cellular component (GO): nucleus
Source: RefSeq, a predicted model, not a curated record